Salvelinus namaycush (lake trout) is the source of this 1835-nucleotide messenger RNA. Its product is annotated as nucleotide exchange factor SIL1-like. NCBI's taxonomy places the organism in Eukaryota, Metazoa, Chordata, Actinopteri, Salmoniformes, Salmonidae. The record is from RefSeq and is a predicted model, not a curated record. The coding region runs from base 153 to 1553 and encodes 466 amino acids. The transcript is spliced from 9 exons.
CGUCCAUGCUUAAAUCUGAAAUGGUGCGGUCGGGUAAAUAAAUAGUACAAUGCGUCGUAGUUCACAUGAAUUGUAUUUGUCACCCUAUAGUGUUAUGAUAUCGAUAUUUUCACCAUCAAUAUAUUAGUUGUGUUAGCUAUACUACAGCCAGUAUGUUGACCGGAUACCUGAGAAAAGGAAGUAAAUCUACCAGGCUGAAGAUGGCACUCAUGCUCUUAGUAUUGAGUUGUCAAUUCGUCCAUGUUCUCAGCGAAAAAUCUUCCUCUGCUCUGACUGUUGUGGAGAGCACUGAGACCAGCCUGGAUGAUGAAGAUGCGCACCACAUGGAGGAAGAGAGUGAUCCUGAGGAUUUGGAUGUGUUCCGUCCCACGGAUCAGUGGCAGUCUCUCAAACCAGGCCAGGCAGUCCCAAGGGGCUCUCACGUAAGGCUCAACCUCCAGACAAGACAGAGGGAGGUCAAACUUGGGGAACAUCAGAUUCUCAAAUACCAGAUCGAUGGACAAAGACAGGGGAAGGAGAACACACCAGGCCCAUCCUUCAAUGCUGAGGAGCUGAAGAAGGCUCUGAAAAAUAUAAAAGAAGGAGUGGAUCCUGAAACUAGUGACAAAGAAAAAGAAGAGAAGGAGGCUCUCAGAGCCCAGUUUCGUCCCAUGGAGGAGCUGAAAAGAGACAUGGCCAAACUGGACAUGCUGAUGGAGUCAGACUUCCAGGUUAUUAGCAGACUGAUGUCCCAAUUCAACAGCUCAAACACCACUGUGGAGGAGAAGAUAAAAGCUUUACAUGACCUAGAGUACCUUGUUCAUCAGGUGGACAAUGCCCAGAACUUGGCGUCUAGCGGAGGAUUGAAGCUUGUGGUUGAUGCUUUGAACAGCACAGACUAUCGCCUUCAGGAGAGUGCUGCUUUUGUCUUGGGGUCAGCUCUGUCAAGUAACCCGGUGGUGCAGGUGGAGGCAGUUGAAAGUGGUACCCUGCAGAAGCUGUUAAUGUUACUCGCCACUCCACGACCCAUGUCUGUUAAAAAGAAGGCGUUGUUUGCUGUGGCCUCUUUGCUACGUCACUUCCCCUUUGCCCAAAGCCACUUCCUGAAGCUGGGUGGGCUGCAGGUGUUGGGGGAUCUUUUCCGAGCUUCCGAAGGCGGGGCUCUCCGUGUGAGGAUUGUAACCAUACUCUAUGACAUGAUAAAUGAGAAGGAGCUGAUCUCUCAGACUGGACUGGACCCCAUUCCAGAUGCUUCUCACAACGAGCGUUUGCAGCAGUACGCACAGGUCUCCCUCAUGCCACUGUUGGCAGAGCAGGGCUGGUGCAGCCUGGUGCCUGAACUGUUGGCCUCCCCAGAGCACGACUGGAAGGAGAAGGCCCUGAGAACUAUCCUGGCCAUGAUGCCUCACUGCCAGACUCAGUAUCGGCAGGACUACACCCUGUCUUCCUCCCUCCGCACCCUACAGGAGCAGUACCAGGAACUGGUGCUCUCAGAGCAGGCCCUCGGAGACGAGGAUGGGUACUUUGGGGAGAUCCUGGUUCUGUUGGAGACAGUGCUGCUGAAACUGAAGUGAGCAUAGGGCUGGGUGGAAAAAACCCAUCAAAGGACAAUAAAAACAAGUCUGCAGUUCUGUAAUGUAACAUUUUUAAUUUGAGACUAUGUAAUAUGAUCACACAUCUGCAAAUCAGAAGGUUGCUUUUUUCAGUUGCUGCCUCAGAGGGCUUAGCCUUCCUUACAGCUUUUUUUUCUGCAUCUGUGAUGCCUCAUGCUUUGGCUUGUCUCAAAAUAAGGCUCUCCAGUCCUCCCUGAGGAAUACAUUUAGCUGGGCUAAAUUACAUUACUUUCCCUUAUAUGA